Molecule: messenger RNA, 2046 nt
Organism: Haemonchus placei
Lineage: Eukaryota; Metazoa; Nematoda; Chromadorea; Rhabditida; Trichostrongylidae
Source: the annotation of a GenBank genome assembly
AUGUCUGAACAAAGUGAAAACGAAAAGGAUCCCGGAUGGCAAUACCUCAGGAGAUCCCGCGAGCAAAUGCUCAAGGAUCAAUCUCGUCCAUACGAUUCAAAGAAGAACGUAUGGAUUCCAGAUGCGGAAGAAGGUUACGUGGCCGCUGAAAUCAAAUCCACCAAAGGUGACAACGUAGUCGUAACUGUCGGAGACAAAGAGAAAACCGUGAAGAAGGAUCUCCUUCAAGAGAUGAAUCCGCCCAAAUUCGAAAAGACAGAAGACAUGUCGAACCUUACUUUCCUCAAUGACGCGUCGGUGCUCUACAACUUGAGAUCUCGUUAUGCGGCCAUGCUUAUCUACACAUACUCGGGUCUUUUCUGUGUGGUAAUCAACCCGUAUAAACGACUUCCGAUUUAUACCGAAUCGGUAGCGAAGAUGUUCAUGGGCAAACGAAGAACCGAAAUGCCUCCUCAUCUAUUCGCUGUAUCCGAUGAGGCUUACAGAAAUAUGUUAAUGGAUCACGAAAAUCAGUCCAUGCUCAUUACGGGAGAAUCCGGAGCAGGAAAGACUGAAAAUACUAAGAAGGUUAUCGCCUACUUUGCAUCUGUUGGUGCCAGCCAACAAGAAGUCAAAGCAACUACUGAGAAGAAGGUCACCCUUGAGGACCAAAUCGUACAGACCAAUCCCGUACUUGAGGCGUUCGGUAACGCCAAAACUGUCCGUAACAAUAACAGUUCCCGCUUCGGAAAGUUCAUCCGAAUCCACUUUUCGAAGGCCGGACGUGUUGCCUCUUGCGAUAUUGAACACUACCUUCUCGAGAAAUCUCGAGUUAUCCGUCAAGCACCAGGAGAACGUUGUUAUCACAUUUUCUACCAAAUCUUCUCUGACUACAAACCCGAAUUGAAGCAACAGCUUCUCUUGGACAAACCCCUGAAGGAGUACUGGUUUGUUGCUCAAGCCGAGCUCACCAUUGACGGAAUCAAUGAUACUGAAGAAUUCCAACUUACUGAUGAAGCUUUUGAUAUUCUCAACUUUUCUGCGCAAGAAAAAAUGGACUGCUAUCGUCUGAUGGCUGCCCAUAUGCAUAUGGGUGCAAUGAAGUUUAAACAGCGCCCACGUGAAGAACAGGCAGAGCCUGAUGGUCAGGAAGAUGCUGAAAAGGCAACCGCAAUGUAUGGUAUAGAUGUCGACCAAUUUUUGAAAGCUCUUGUUUCACCUCGUGUAAAGGUCGGAACAGAAUGGGUUUCGAAGGGUCAAAACGUCGACCAGGUCAACUGGGCUAUCGGCGCUAUGGCUAAAGGUCUUUACGCUAGAGUAUUCCACUGGCUGGUCAAGAAAUGUAACCUGACUCUUGAUCAACAGGGAAUUAGUCGCGACUACUUCAUUGGUGUACUGGAUAUUGCUGGUUUCGAAAUUUUCGACUUCAACUCCUUCGAACAGCUUUGGAUUAACUUUGUGAAUGAGAAGCUGCAGCAAUUCUUCAAUCACCACAUGUUCGUUCUUGAGCAAGAAGAAUACGCUCGUGAAGGUAUCCAGUGGACCUUCAUCGACUUCGGUCUCGAUCUUCAAGCCUGUAUUGAGCUGAUUGAGAAGCCUUUGGGUAUCAUCUCAAUGCUUGACGAAGAAUGUAUUGUACCGAAAGCCACGGACAUGACCUUGGCUCAGAAGCUGAAUGAGCAACAUCUGGGCAAACACCCGAACUUCGAGAAGCCCAAGCCACCAAAGGGUAAGCAAGCUGAGGCUCACUUUGCCAUGAGACACUACGCCGGAACUGUGCGAUACAACGUAACCAACUGGUUGGAGAAGAACAAGGAUCCCCUCAACGACACCGUUGUCACUGUCAUGAAAGCAUCAAAGGGUAACGACCUGCUCGUUGAAAUCUGGCAAGAUUAUGUCACUCAAGAGGAAGCCUUAGUUGCCGCUAAAUCUGGUGGCGGUGGAAAGAAGAAGGGAAAAUCAGGUUCUUUCAUGACGGUCUCCAUGAUGUAUCGUGAAUCACUGAACAAUCUCAUGAAUAUGCUGCACAAGACUCAUCCUCAUUUCAUCCGUUGUAUUAUUCCCAAU